Triplophysa dalaica is the source of this 5074-nucleotide messenger RNA. It is a transcript of the gene ehmt1b, whose product is annotated as euchromatic histone-lysine N-methyltransferase 1b. The record is from RefSeq and is a predicted model, not a curated record. Gene Ontology annotation, molecular function: zinc ion binding; histone methyltransferase activity; p53 binding. Gene Ontology annotation, cellular component: nucleus. The transcript is spliced from 27 exons. The coding region runs from base 73 to 3867 and encodes 1264 amino acids. NCBI's taxonomy places the organism in Eukaryota, Metazoa, Chordata, Actinopteri, Cypriniformes, Nemacheilidae.
UGCGCAGGGACGGUGCAUGAGUGGGAAGCUAGCUAGUCGUUGUAGAAUGUACAUUUGUUCACCUCCUCCCCCAUGAAUGGAGACCACUGCUCAAGGCAGCCCUCCGGUUUGGCCAAUGGGAAUUCGGGCAAGAGGGAAUCCAUGAAGUCAGAGUGCACGAAAGAGUCACACAGUGAUCAGGAAGAGGGUGGAGAUGAAGACCACCCGAACGGGCGAGUGGACCCCCUCAGAGAGGCCACCGAACUGAACGGGACCUAUGAGAACACUGACACAAAGCGAAGCGAGCAGGACCUCUCUACGCAAGGGUCACCAGCCAGAUCUUCAGCCAUGGAGAAUGGACUGUUAGACACCGAGUUGCCUCAUGGCUCUACGGUGGGCAGUAACGGAUUCAUCCUAAGCAAACAGCAGGAGGACACAGUAUCUUCCCCACACAGGACUAACUGGUCCCCCGUUGGGGGUUCCACAUUGGGGCAAGGGACUAAAAACAUUCCUUCUGCAACUUCUACGUUACAAUCCCCAGACCAGUGUUCUCCGAACACUGACGUAAACCCAGGACCAAUGCAAACAGAAAGACGGGCGGAAACAGAGACUAAAAAUGGCAUAGUGUCAAACACACCCCCGCCUGUAACGAUACACCGUGCACGCAAAACGAUGUCAAGGCCGGCCUCGAAUCAGACACUAAAGCUUUUAAAUAGGGAAAAUAAGGAGCCAAUCGUUGUGAAAGACGACAGUGUGGAGAAACCAGAGGCACUGCAGCCAUCUCUAAUCCAGAAUCAGCUACCUCAAAGCCAACCUGAUGCCACAUCUGUGCUGACCGCCACACCAGCCAAGCCACAAACAGUAGCACCAGUGUCAAGGAAGAAAAAGAGGAAGAUGGGAACAUACAGCCUUGUCCCCAAGAAGAAGAAUAAAGUCUUGAAACAACGCACAGUUCUGGAGAUGUUUCAGCGUAUGUCCCAGUCUUCAUCCGACCCUCAGCAGCCAAAGGAGUCAGUACAUGUGAAUGGAGAGAGGAUGGAGAAUGACUCUGAUGAAGAGGAGUCAGAGGAAGAUGACACGGAGGAUGAGGUGUCCACAGAGGAUGGAGCCAAAACAUCUCCGGACGAAUAUCGGACAGCUUCUGUUGCGCAGGAUGAACAGGAGUCUGAGGAAUCACAGGAAGGUGAAGAGGAAGGGGACGAAUCCGAUUUGAGUUCAGAGUCAAGCUUGAAGAAGAAAUGGAAAAAGAAGGUCAAGGGAGAUCAUGCUUGGCUCCGACCGUCAAGAAAGCGCAAGAGGAAAUUGAAAGCAAAGUCUGAAGGACUGUCUGGAAUGGACUCCCAGUCCCAAUCAGAGAGCCAGAACUCAACAUCAGCCACAUCUGACAACAGGAAGGAGUAUAGAGAAGUCUCGCUAGACUCUCUGAAUCUGCCAGCACAGGAAGCCCUGCUGACAUCUAAAAACACAGCUGUUUCAGGACCAGCCAAGAACACAGAUGUGGAUAUGGUGCAGGAACUGCCUCUCUGCAGCUGUCGAAUGGAGACGCCCAAGAGCAGAGAGAUCCUAACCCUGGCAGACCGGAAGUGCAUGGCGACUGAGAGCGUAGACGGCCAGCUGAGUCGAUGCCAGAGCGCAGUGAUGAAGCACGAGAUGAUGAGGCCUUCAAACUCGGUCCAGCUGCUGGUUCUGUGCGAGGACCAUCGCACUGGCAUGAUCAAACAUCAGUGCUGCCCAGGCUGUGGCUACUUUUGCAGAGCAGGUACCUUCAUGGAGUGCCAGCCGGAGGUGAAUAUCUCCCAUCGUUUUCAUCGAGCCUGUGCCUCUGUUCUGAACGGUCAAAGCUUUUGUCCACACUGUGGAGAAGAGGUCGGCAAAGCCAAAGAGGUCACCAUUGCCAAGGCUGAUACGACCUCCACUGUGCCUCUCACCCAAGGCCCAUGCACCCCCAGCACUUCCGAAGGCAAAGCGGACACCACGACAGGAGGGUCCACUCGACUGCCUGUUCUCGGUGAGGGAAGAGCGGACAGCUCCUUACCCAAACCUCCAGAGUCACUUGAACCUUCUCUGUCUCCUGUGGGAUCCAAAUCAGUGACUUUGGGGGCAGGAAUCGCUUUUGGAUCUCCCCUAGGACCUCCUAAAGAAACUCUGGAAAGUGUCUUGUUGGCUCUGGAUGCGGAGAAACCCAAGAAACUUCGGUUUCAUCCAAAACAGCUGUAUAUUUCGGCCAAACAAGGUGAAUUGCAGAAGGUUUUGCUGAUGCUGGUGGAUGGAAUAGAUCCAAACUUUAAAAUGGAGAGUCAGAACAAACGCACACCGCUUCAUGUAGCUGCUGAGGCGGGACAUCAGGAAGUUUGCCACAUGCUUGUACAGGCUGGUGCAAACCUCGACAUGUGUGAUGAGGACCAGAGGACACCCCUGAUGGAGGCAUGCGAGAACAACCACUUGGAAACCGUGCGCUACUUGCUGCGGGCUGGAGCUAUCGAAUCUCACAAGGAUGUUGAAGGUUCAACGUGCCUUCACCUUGCUGCAAAGAAUGGCCACUUUGCCAUUGUACAACAUCUGCUGUCUACAGGCCUUAUAGAUAUUAACUGCCAGGAUGAUGGUGGCUGGACAGCCAUGAUUUGGGCCACGGAAUACAAACAUGUUGACCAAGUGAAACUCCUGCUCUCCAAAGGGGCCGAUAUUAACAUCCGUGACAAGGAGCAUAAUAUCUGUCUGCACUGGGCGGCAUUUUCUGGCUGUGUGGAGAUCGCAGAGAUCCUGCUGGAGGCGAAGUGUGAUAUUAAUGCCCUCAACGUCCACGGAGACUCGCCGCUUCACAUAGCAUCACGGGAGAACCGGAUCGACUGUAUCAACAUGUUUCUGUCAAGGGGGGCGCACGCAAACCUGAAGAACAAAGAGGGAGAUACUCCCAUGCAGUGUUGUAGCCAAGCUCCGAAGGUUUGGAGCGCCCUGCAAGCCAACAAGAAGCAGCGAGAAACUAACAGCAGCCAGAGCGCUACUACAGAGAAACUUCUGAACCGGGAUAUCGCCAGGGGCUACGAGAAAGUUCCCGUUCCUUGCGUGAAUUCGGUGGACAGCGAACCUUAUCCCGACAACUACAAGUAUAUCCCCAACAGCUGCGUUACUUCCCCAAUGAACAUUGACAAAAACAUUACUCACUUGCAGUAUUGUGUAUGUAAAGACGACUGCUCCUCGGCGAACUGCAUGUGCGGGCAACUCAGCCUGCGCUGCUGGUAUGAUAAAGAGAGCCGUCUGUUGCCCGAGUUCUGUAGCGAGGAGCCGCCCCUUAUUUUCGAGUGUAAUCACGCCUGCUCGUGCUGGAGAAACUGCAAGAACCGUGUCGUACAAAACGGAAUGAGGACAAGACUGCAGUUGUUCAGGACACAACUUAUGGGAUGGGGCGUCAGGACAUUACAGGACAUCCCGCAAGGGACCUUCAUUUGCGAAUACGUGGGUGAGAUCAUCUCUGACGCCGAGGCAGAUGUCAGGGAGAACGACUCCUAUCUCUUCAGUCUAGACAACAAGGUCGGUGAUAUGUACUGCGUUGAUGCCCGUUUCUACGGUAACAUCAGCCGCUUCAUAAACCAUCACUGUGAUCCCAAUCUGUUUCCCUGUCGAGUGUUCACCUCCCACCAGGACCUGAGGUUUCCUCACAUCGCCUUCUUCGCCUGCAAGAACAUUAAUGCUGGAGAUGAACUUGGGUUUGAUUACGGCAAUCACUUCUGGGAUGUAAAGGGAAAGUUGUUCAGUUGCCAGUGCGGCUCAUCCAAAUGUAAACAUUCGGCAUCCGCCAUCGCCCAGAGACAGGCGGACAGCACGCCGGGCGACCAGCAGCCCAGCGCUCUGCCCGACACCAGCUCAUCCACCCCAUCGAGUUCCAGCUAGACCCACGUCUCUACCAUCUGACAUCUGGUUCUUCUACCAGCCUGUCACCUUCCAUCACCAGCAUGGCCUUCACUAACAGCGCCAAACCAAGGAUCAAGUGAGAGCCUGGGCUUUUGAGCCACACCCACAAUGACACAUCGCGAUCCUGAUUGGCUGACGCUACAAUUGAGGAGUUAAAACGCACAUUGAUCACAAUGUAACGUGUUUGGUGUACAGAAGGUGAGAACUGCACAUUUGGGCUGGACUUGAAGUGUUUGAUUCUCAGCUCCGCCCCUCUGGAUAACAGUCAACUAAGUGUAAUAAAAUUAGCUCUAAACGGAUAGUUUUCUCAGAAAUCGGGGAACUCUCUGUGUGUCCGAUAAGUGGAUUUUUAAAACUACCGUAUUCUUGAUGGCGAGCAGUCCGUGCACAACUCAGACGCCAUCUUGUGGUUACGUCUUCAACUUACGUUUUUGAACUUCAGACAUUCUCUUGCAUAUUUCUGUUCAUGUUUAUGGAUUCCGUUCUGUACACUUUUACUUUAGCGUUCAAGAUCUGAAAGAUUCCAAAUGAAUUUGAACAUACGAACAUUUAACCGUUCCCACAUUCAUGUGCUGUCCUUUCUAGUUUUAUACAGAACAUGGAUCAUGAUGUGAUUACAAAAGACUGACCCUGUGCUUUCUCAUUACAAUCGAGGUCAUAGAUCAACUUUACAUAUAGGCUUCUCUAUUCUCAUCUGUGGGAUGGCCCCUCGUGCCCUUUUAUGAUUGGUUCACAGACGCCGAGCGUCGUGCCAGUGCUACCCAAAUCCACGAAGAUGUCAAAACUGCACAUUCUUGGCCUGUUACUUCAAGUUGGCCCUAAACUUUGACUAAUGAUGCUUUUAUUGCAAAAUCUCUAUGUGAAGUGAAUGCCUGGACAAGGCCUAUGGGUCAAUUCUAGAAUGUUACAGGCGUGGAUAGACAAGGCUGUCCUGAAAUGCAAAUUACACGUAACACCAUUACUGCAAACGAAACUGUAAAAUAUUUUUAACAUUUCUGUACUUUCAGUUACAAUGACGGAACCGAUUAGCAUGCUUUCGAGACACGUGCUCUAGGAUUAGGACUGGAAAGUGUACUUCUGGUCGAAUGAAAUGCGAAUAGGAAAACGCAAAUGGUGCUGAAAAAGGUUUUUUUGUUAUGUUUAUUUUUUUAUUACUCACUAAGUGAAUACAAGUUGUAAAAUACGA